Messenger RNA from Nipponia nippon (crested ibis), 1266 nucleotides. The record is from RefSeq and is a predicted model, not a curated record. NCBI's taxonomy places the organism in Eukaryota, Metazoa, Chordata, Aves, Pelecaniformes, Threskiornithidae.
AUGGGGAGCGGGCGGGUGCGGGGCCCGGUCGGGGCUGACGGCGGGGAAACCUGCUCGGAAACUCGCCUGGCGUUUCCAGAGAGGCCCCUGCAGCCGGUGGCCCCCGUUGUCCCCCCGGAGUCGCGGGUCCGCAUGCACGCAGAUCCUCGCAUCUGCGUCCUCGCCUCGACGACGAGGGAGAGCUUCCCCUGUCCCCACAGCCCCCUUCAGAGACCCCUGCCCGCUGCCGAGAAAUGGAAGGAUAAUAUUCCUUGUGGAGACAGAGAGAAAAUAAGGCUCCCUCCGUCCGUCUACACCUUCUCGUACCCAGCCCCUGGGGGCCAGCCCGCUGCCAGGCCGCGGCGCUCGCCCGGGGGAUGUGUUACUGCUAUUAAAGGGGACGGACAGCCCUAUUACAACACUUCUUAUCAAGCACAGUUUAAGGGUGAAUGGAGUCCCCCUGCAAAGCCAAGUGAAAAGCACAUGUCCUCUAUUAAAUUUGGGGAUCCCAGGAGCAGCGGAUCUAUGAGCGAGCAGAAACGUGCCUACAGUGCCCCAGACAAGAGGACACAGAGAGUCUAUGACAAGGGACGUGCUGCCUCCCGCAUCCACUGCACAAACCUGCAGCUGGGGGAUGGCUGCACCAGAUUCUCCACCUCGACGUCAGAGCAAUUCCCAGUACAUAACCUAGAGCCUGUAACUAUUGCCCGUCCAAACAAAUAUGCCUCAUCCAUCCCCAGAGGCGACGAAGACCCUGAGAGAAAUCAAGCGUUGACAAGAACGACUACUACACAGCUCUUCUACCCAGAGGCUGACAGGUGGAUCCUCGCACCGAAGCCUGACUUGCUACUACAGAAGCAUGGAAGCAACAUUUGCUUGGGAGAUGAGCGUUCAGGCACCCGUUUCUUCAGCACAACACAGCAGUCCGACUAUCGACCACCCCACCAGAGCCAGAGGGUGACGGCAGACAGCAAGAGCCAUCGUGAGAGCCACAUCCCCUUCAACUACCACAAUGAAAGUUCUGUGACAACCACGCAGGCCAUGCUGGUCCCACACAGACAGCAGAAACGACGACUCCCUGAAGACAUGCUACAGCAGAUCAAAUGCUCACACCUGGGGCUACCCUGGAGGGCGCAGGACCUCUUCAGCACUGAACAGAAAGAUGCGUUCACGCCCAAGUCCAGAGGCCCAGCAGAAAUCCCAAAGGCGACCUCCCAAGUGAGCUGCGUCCCGCUGGGGACCCUGAAAGGAUACCGUCCCCAGAGGAAGGUGCUCUUUGCACCAUGA